Molecule: messenger RNA, 629 nt
Organism: Eurytemora carolleeae
Lineage: Eukaryota; Metazoa; Arthropoda; Copepoda; Calanoida; Temoridae
Exons: 5
Coding region: 249-629 (126 amino acids)
Source: RefSeq, a predicted model, not a curated record
AAUAUUCAGUAUAAUAGAACCUAAAUUUUAAAUAUUCCUAAACCAGGGAGUUACGGCUUUCUCUUCCUCUGUUUAUUUAUCCUUCUCCUAAACUGAAACCAAGGGAGAGCUGAGAGAAGAGGUUCAGAGUUUAAUAAACAGUCUCUCUACUCAUCCGUCUCAGACCUACAACCAUCAAAUAUUACUUUAAUUAUUUUAAUUGAAUUUAAACUUUACAAGGCACGUUGAGUAAGACGGAGCAGACUAACAUGAGACUAGAUCAACCCACCAACAACUGCACUGUUGCGUUGUGCUUGACAUGUGAGGAUCUAGUUCGGUACAACCUGACUAAAGGAUUAGUGUAUGACAGGAGGGCUGUAGAAGGUGAUCCCCUCAUCUAUAUCCUAACCAUGCUUCUCUUCUUCUCCGCUGGUAUUGCCUCUCUAAUGAUUAUCUACAUGAAGAAGGAGCAGAGAGAUAUUGAGGAAGCAAACUUCUACAAGUUCUACGUAGAGGCUGCUAGGGACCGGUAUGCACAGUACAUGAACAGGGGAAGAUCUCUGAACAAGCUGGCCCUGCAGGCACUCAAUGCUGUUAACCUAAUCUCACAAUACCAGGAUGAUACUGGAAGUAAGGUUACUUUUGUAUAA